Xylaria bambusicola is the source of this 3583-nucleotide messenger RNA. RefSeq names its product GNAT acetyltransferase 2-domain-containing protein. NCBI's taxonomy places the organism in Eukaryota, Fungi, Ascomycota, Sordariomycetes, Xylariales, Xylariaceae. The record is from RefSeq and is a predicted model, not a curated record. The coding region runs from base 156 to 3344 and encodes 1062 amino acids. Gene Ontology annotation, cellular component: 90S preribosome; nucleolus. Gene Ontology annotation, biological process: rRNA acetylation involved in maturation of SSU-rRNA. The transcript has 8 exons. Gene Ontology annotation, molecular function: tRNA binding; ATP binding; 18S rRNA cytidine N-acetyltransferase activity.
CUCCGUCACCGCCUGGCAGAAAGCGCUCGCCGCCAAAAUUUUGGCUGGAGCUUGCUGCCGCUGCGCGCCCGCGCAAGGUUGUAGGUAUUAUAGGUCGUGCCUCAUAUCGCGAACGCCAGUUCCAAUCGCUCCCGCAGGGGAACAUCGCCGCCAAGAUGCCGCAAAAGGAGGUUGACUCCCGCAUUCCGACGUUGAUCAGUAAUUGCAUUCAAACCAACCAGCGUGGGCUGUUCAUUCUCGUGGGCGACGAGAGCAAAGAUGUCAUAGCUAAGCUAUACUACGUCUUGACCACACUCAACCUAAAAUGCAAUAAAAGCGUUCUAUGGGCAUACUCGAAGAAGCUUAUAGGUUUCACGAGUCAUAGGGCCAAGAGAGAGAAGAAGAUCCAGAAGGAGAUUAAACGAGGCAUUCGCGAACCGAACACCGAAGAUCCCUUUGAACUAUUCGUUUCCGUGUCCGACAUACGCUACACUUACUAUAAAGAGACGGACAAGAUUCUAGGCAAUACCUAUGGAAUGGCAAUCCUGCAAGAUUUCGAGGGGAUCACACCCAAUGUGCUGGCCAGAACCAUCGAGACCGUCCAAGGCGGUGGGCUCUGUAUUCUCCUCCUCAGGGGGAUCAGCAACCUUAAGCAGCUUUACACGCUGUCCAUGAGCGUCCACUCUAGGUUCCGUACCGAAGCCCACCAAGACGUCGUCGCCCGCUUCAACGAGCGCUUCCUCCUUUCUCUUGGCGGCUGCCAAAACUGCCUUGUGAUCGACGAUGAGCUGAAUGUACUCCCUAUAAGUGGGGCGAAAGGGGUAACGCCGCUCCCUCCUCCCGAUCUCGAUGAGCCGAAGACCGAGGCCCAGAAGGAGCUUGGUUCGAUCAAGGACUCCUUACAGGAAACCGAAGUUGUCGGAUCUUUAGUCAACCUUGCACGUACCGUUGAUCAGGCAAAAGCCAUAUUAACAUUCAUUGAUGCCAUAACUGAGAAGAAGUUGAGAGGGACAGUUGCGUUAACGGCCGCUCGUGGUCGUGGCAAGUCGGCAUGCUUGGGUCUCGCUAUUGCGGCAGCUGUUGCACUAGGUUAUUCGAACAUUUUUGUUACAUCUCCUUCACCUGAAAAUCUGAAAACCCUGUUUCAAUUCAUAUUCAAGGGGUUCGAUACCCUCAAUUAUCAGGACCACACAGAUUACCAGAUCGUCCAGUCUACCAACCCUGAUUUCCAGAAAGCUAUCGUGAGGGUUAAUAUAACGAGAACACACCGUCAAACUAUCCAGUAUAUCCGACCGGAAGAUGCUCAUGUCUUAGGGCAGUGUGAACUACUGGUUAUCGACGAAGCCGCUGCGAUCCCGCUACCAUUGGUCAAGAAGUUGAUUGGUAGCUAUCUUGUUUUCAUGGCCUCAACAGUGAAUGGAUAUGAGGGUACUGGCAGAUCUCUUUCCUUAAAGCUCAUAAAGCAGUUGAGAGAGCAGUCAAGUGUUGGCGCAACUGCGACAGAUACAGAAACCGUUGACCGGUCGACUGGCAAAGCUUCCAAACUCUCGGCAGACGAUCAACUCCUGGGUACACGCUCUCUGCGCGAGAUCACACUCGAGGAGCCUAUCAGGUAUUCUCAGGGGGAUGCGGUUGAGAAGUGGCUUAACAACCUUCUGGUGUUAGACGCACCGCCCGGUAGGUCGCUAUCAAAAGGCUGUCCUGAUCCAGCCAGCUGCCAUCUUUUGAAGAUCAAUAGAGACACACUUUUCAGCUUUCACCCAGUCGCGGAAAAGUUUCUUCAACAGCUCGUACAACUUUUCGUCGCAAGCCACUAUAAGAAUACACCCGACGACCUGCAGUUGCUUAGUGACGCCCCUUCACAUGAACUCUACGUUCUGUGUGCACCAAUUGAUCCUAAUUCAAACCGGCUUCCGGAGCCCCUCUGUGCAAUUCAAGUAGCCCUCGAAGGACAGAUUUCCCGUCAAAGUGUUCUCAACAGUCUCAGCCGCGGUUCCAGACCUGCAGGUGACCUAAUUCCCUGGCUGGUAAGCCAACAAUACCAAGACGAUGAAUUUGCGUCAUUGAGCGGUGCUCGUGUUGUUCGCAUUGCAACUUCCCCCGAAUUCACAUCGAUGGGAUAUGGAGCGAAAGCACUCUCGGAUCUGAUUUCGUUUUACGAAGGCAAAUUCGCAAGCUUGUCCGAGACGGAAAUCGAGAAUGAAACAAGCAUUGUCCGAGUGACCGAUGCGGAACUGGAGAACGGCACCUUAAAGGAUGAAAUUACUGUUCGCGACAUUGCCACUUUGCCGCCUCUCUUCUCCAAGCUGUCAGAGUGUUGUCCAAGCGCUAUAGAAUACAUUGGUGUCAGUUACGGCCUCACACAGCCUCUACAUAAGUUCUGGCGGAAAAAUGGCUUCUCGCCAGUUUACUUGAGACAAACUGCCAAUGACCUCACAGGUGAACAUACGUGUGUUAUGCUGCGACCACUGGAAUCAAGCGACAAAACAUGGCUAGGAUCAUACGCCAAUGAUUUCCAUAGCCGGUUCCUUUCGCUCUUAUCCUACAGAUUCCGAACUUUUGAUUCGAUAACAGCACUGAGUAUCAACGAAAGUGCUACCUCAGGGGCUCAUUUGGACCCUUCCCAUAACCCUGCACCAUUUACAAAAGAGUCUUUAGAUCAAGUCCUCACGCCAUUUGAUCUAAAGAGGUUGGCAGCAUACGCUAACAAUUUAUUGGAUUAUCACGUUAUACUUGAUUUGAUGCCCCGUAUAUCAGAGCCUUAUUUUCGGGGACGCUUAAGUGGCAUUCAGCUGAGCAGUCUUCAGCGAGCUAUGCUAUUGGCAAUAUCUUUGCAACGGAAAGAACUGGAUGAUUUUGCAGCAGAACGUUCAGUCUCUAGUUCUCAAACUUUGGCCAUGUUCAUUAAGAUCGUGAAGAAAUUCGUUGUCUACUUCGAAGGACUAGUGUCAGGCGCACAUGAAGCUGCCCUGCCGAAAGAUACCAUUGGCGUCAGCGUUGCUAAUGCGAGUGGCAUGCACGAUGAUGAGAUUAUAGAUACUCGGUUUAAUCCCCUUGAGAAGUCGUUAGAGGAAGAGCUGGAAGAAGGCGGCGACGAAGCUUUGAAAGAGAUACGACAAAAGCAAAGGGAAUUAAUUGAUUCCUUACCGCUAGACCAGUAUGAGGUGGAAGGUGAUACACCUGCAUGGGAUGAUGCUGAGAAACAAGUGCGAAGCGCCGCCAAGCGAGGACAGGCCAACCCCGUAGUCAGUAUCAAGUCUAGUAAGGUAAAAAGAAAGGCUGGUGCUACAGCAGCCGAGGUUUAUGAAGAGGCAUUCGGGGAUAAACCACACAAAAAGGCAAAGAAGUCCAAAAAGGGCCACUGAAAUUAGAGCUUCGGAGGAUGGCAUGUAUAGAAAUGCAUAUUCUGGUGUUAGGGCGUCUUAAAACGGGGAUUAUGGUUUGAUCCCUUGUAUCCAUUGAUAUCCGGUUUACCGCAAUCUUCUGAAAUGAUUACACCAAUCUUGAACAUAACACAGGCCUAUUAUUAUAUAGACAUAUUGAGAAAAAGUGUGACUAAUGUGUAUUAGCGACUUUUUAAACCUAUCAGUAAAAUGGAAGAUAA